Molecule: messenger RNA, 735 nt
Organism: Helobdella robusta
Lineage: Eukaryota; Metazoa; Annelida; Clitellata; Rhynchobdellida; Glossiphoniidae
Exons: 5
Biological process (GO): transmembrane transport
Cellular component (GO): membrane
Molecular function (GO): ATP binding; ABC-type transporter activity
Source: RefSeq, a predicted model, not a curated record
GUUUCCUACAGACAAAUCUUGAAACUGAGGAUGAAGUUGUUCUCAUCAGUUGUCCAUCAAGAACUUGGAUGGUUCGACACACAUGAAACUAGCGAGUUAAGCACCCGCUUUUCAGAAGACGUAAACAAAAUACAAGAAGGAAUCGGUGAUAAGAUAAGUAAUUUAUGUCAUUGGCUUGCAACUUUCGUGGCUGGGAUUGUGAUUGGCUUGUCUUAUGACUGGAAGUUGGGUCUCGUGGUUCUCGCGAUGUCUCCGUUGCUUGCCGUUGCAGGAGGACUCAUGACUUACCUGAUAUCAGCGACAACGAGUAAGGAGUUAGCAGCUUACGCGAAAGCAGGUGCAGUAGCCGAGGAAGUGUUUUCUGCCAUCAGGACUGUUGUUGCAUUCAGUGGGCAAAAAAAAGAAUGUCAAAGGUAUGAGAAAAAUUUAGAUGAGGCCAAAAAGUUUGGUAUCUACAAAGGAAUUGUGAACGGCGGGGGAAUGGGAGUGGUUUUUCUUGUAAUGUACAGUUCUUAUUCCUUAGCAUUUUGGUACGGAGGACAGAUGAUCAUGAAUGAAGAGAUGACUCUUGGAUCAGUUUUGAUAACAUUUUUUUCUGUGGCCAUUGGUGCAAUAGCAUUGGGACAAGCUGGGCCGUAUUUACAAAACAUUGGAGCGGCCAGGGGAGCGGCAUACGUUCUCUGGGGCCUAAUUGAUCGAGUCAGUCAGUUUCGAGUCGUUUCGGAUUUUAUAUGA